AUGACAACAACAGAGAACACAACAACUGCUAUCGUUCAUGAAGAUAUAAAUGAAGAAUACGAGUGGGUUCAGUAUAACAAACAGUUACGUCUCAUUCGUUCGGUCAAAGAUGACAUGUACCAAAUGCAAAGUAUUUUGAAUGCUCUUCGUUCUACAAAGCAAGCACAUCAUUGGUUUGAAAACCAACAGACAAAAGAACUUUUAGAAGAAUUUCCUCAUAUGUUUGCGUUCCUCGAAAAACCGAGGAACGAGAUUCCAUACGAAAAUCGUAAAAAUUUGCCAAAUGGUUUGAGAGGCUGGUAUGUACAUAGACUUCUUGUAAAUGCUGUUGCAAUGUGGGCUUCGCCUCGUUAUGCUUGGUAUAUUUUCAUGAUGUUAGAUGAAAUUCAUAGACAAGAACGUGAAGAGCUAGAGAACAAGCUUGAAGCAAAAGAUGAAGUCAUUGAAGCAAAAGAUGAAGUCAUUGAAGCAAAAGACAAAAACAUACAGAAAAGAAUACCACGUUCGGUACCAAAAGGAAAAGAAAAGAACUAUAAGUAUAUGAUUUAUACUGAAGAGAUGGAAAAUGAAGAAGACAGAGAUAUGGUUAUGUUGCAUUUAGUCAGAAGAAACAACAAAAGCUUUUACGACCUUGCUAAGAUUUACAAAUCUGACAGAAAUUGGUUCUAUCGCGAAAACUUACCGAUUUCAAUGACCCCAAAUGAAGAUGUGAAACAAAUAGUUCAAGAUACGUUACCUCAAACACACUAUGAUAUUAAAGGUUGUACAAUACUUACCUUCAAAGAAGAUUUGCCAUUGUUAAAGGAAAAAAUAACAGAGUAUUUUGACAACUUCAAACAAGUAGAGUAA
Messenger RNA from Trichomonas vaginalis G3, 849 nucleotides. Its product is annotated as KilA, N-terminal/APSES-type HTH, DNA-binding family. The transcript has a single exon. The coding region runs from base 1 to 849 and encodes 282 amino acids. Lineage: Eukaryota; Parabasalia; Trichomonadida; Trichomonadidae. The record is from RefSeq and is a predicted model, not a curated record.